Molecule: messenger RNA, 826 nt
Organism: Salvelinus sp. IW2-2015
Lineage: Eukaryota; Metazoa; Chordata; Actinopteri; Salmoniformes; Salmonidae
Product: deoxycytidine kinase-like
Cellular component (GO): cytoplasm
Molecular function (GO): deoxycytidine kinase activity
Source: RefSeq, a predicted model, not a curated record
AUGUUCUCUAGAAAGCCAGCACACCCCUCUCAUUUGUCCUAUGUUGUUGUUCUGUCUGUGUCCAGAUACAUCUUUGCAGCGAACCUGAAUGAGAGUCUGAACGAGACAGAGUGGUCUAUCUACCAGGACUGGCACGGCUGGCUCCACAAACAGUUUGGGAAACGCAUCGAGCUGGACGGCAUCAUCUACCUUCAAGCCGCACCAGAGAGAUGCAUGGAGAGGCUACAUCUGAGAGGCAGAGAGGAGGAGCAGGGCAUUCCUCUGGAGUACCUGGAGAAACUCCACUUCAAACACGAGAGCUGGCUGCAGCACAAAACCAUGCGGYGAGAGAGGGAGGAAGGAAGUGUUGAUGGGAUUGUGAACGAGGAAGGGAGUGUUACGGAAGGGAGUAGGUUGAGCAUGGUAUAUGAGUAUCUGAUUGACACGCCCAUUCUGACGCUGGAUAUCAACAAAGAUUUUAAAGGGGACAAGGUCAAGGGUGCUGACGUGGUGGAAAAGGUCAAAGAAUUUCUCAGUACCUUGUAAACACCAGUAGAUGACCAUCAUAGCCUUGCCCUGGAUGGCAGCCAGCAGUGAGGACAGAUGUGGAACUUGUUUUGAAAUGAAUGAUGUCAAGAAUUUUUUAUAUAUUUUUUUAAGCAUUUUAAAUGUAUCGACUUGCAUGGGUACCUGCAUGGGUAAACACAAUAUGAUACGUUUGUAUAGCUUGGUUUCACCUUCAUAUCCUGUCUGUUUUAUUUAUCAAUAUGAAUGAGAAGGGGGAAAAACCUGAAUAUGUAUUUCUUUAUUGGAAAUCAUUUGUGUUGUUUUAUAAAUGCCUAAAAUA